CAUUCUCCCCGCAUCGUGGAGACCGAGAUCGCUAAGCAACGUCCGAGACUACAAAACCCCAAGAACACGACUCUUCAAUCCGAAAUUCGAUCUCUUUUUCUCCGAUUUCUUGGAUUUUCGAGCUUCUGGAUCUAUCAUCAUCAUCGCCACCGUCACUUCGAGCUGAAUCCGGGUUUGAGUUUACAAAUAAACGAUAAUGGGAGCAUUCGUAUCGAGAUUCUGGUUCAUGCUCUUCCCAGCGACAGAGUAUAAAAUAGUGGUUGUGGGUUUGGAUAAUGCUGGUAAAACGACGACCCUCUACAAGCUCCAUUUGGGUGAAGUUGUCACUACUCACCCUACUGUCGGAAGCAACGUCGAAGAGCUUGUCUACAAGAAUAUCCGUUUCGAGGUUUGGGAUCUCGGUGGACAAGACAGGCUCAGAACAUCAUGGGCGACAUACUACCGAGGAACACAUGCUGUGAUUGUGGUGAUCGAUAGCACAGACAGGGCCAGGAUCUCCAUCAUGAAGGACGAACUCUUCAGGCUACUCGGGCAUGAUGAUCUUCAGAGCUCGGUCAUUCUCGUGUUUGCAAACAAACAGGAUCUGAAAGAUGCCAUGACCCCAGCUGAGAUAACUGAUGCCCUUAAUCUCCAUAGCAUCAAGAACCAUGAUUGGCACAUCCAAGCAAGCUGUGCAGUCACGGGUGAAGGAUUGUAUGAUGGGCUCGGUUGGAUCGCCCAGAAGGUUACCGGUAAAGCCCCGAGUUAGAGAGCUGACAAGAACUUGAUCUGAGAAACCAAGAUUCUUGUUUUACUGCUCUGGUUAUAGUCCAUUCCAUUCUCUCUUUUAUGUAUCAGGCUUCAACUGUUUGGCUACUCUGAUUGAAUUGUAUGUUUUUGUCUAUCAAAAUCUAACCCAAGAAGGAAAGAGAUGGUAUUCUCUGGUAUCA
Molecule: messenger RNA, 929 nt
Organism: Tarenaya hassleriana
Lineage: Eukaryota; Viridiplantae; Streptophyta; Magnoliopsida; Brassicales; Cleomaceae
Product: ADP-ribosylation factor-like protein 5
Exons: 3
Coding region: 197-748 (183 amino acids)
Biological process (GO): intracellular protein transport; protein localization to Golgi membrane; vesicle-mediated transport
Cellular component (GO): trans-Golgi network; cytoplasm
Molecular function (GO): GTP binding; GTPase activity
Source: RefSeq, a predicted model, not a curated record